AUGGUGGUGGGAAGUGCUUUGGGAGCGUUUGCAGUAGCAAGGCCAUCGUCACUUUUGUUGUUCAGAGGACAAAAUGCUUUCAAAUUCAGAACUCUCUCGUCUUCAUCUGCCGAACCUUCUAGAAAGCUUGUUCUCUACUCGAAACCCGGUUGCUGUUUGUGCGAUGGCCUCAAAGAGAAGCUUCAUGCUGCAUUCUUACUCUCCGGUCCCGAUUCACUUAACGACGUUGAUUUGCAGAUAAGGGAUAUAACCAGCAAUCCCGAGUGGGAAAACGCUUAUCAAUACGAGAUACCUGUGUUGGCUAAAGUGCUUUCCGAUGGCACCGAGGUGGUUUUACCGCGAAUGUCCCCACGUCUAGGAGUGGAGCUCCUCCAGAAAAAGAUAGCGGCUUCUAUGAAACAACAAUAA
Sphenostylis stenocarpa is the source of this 408-nucleotide messenger RNA. The record is from the annotation of a GenBank genome assembly. Lineage: Eukaryota; Viridiplantae; Streptophyta; Magnoliopsida; Fabales; Fabaceae.